AUGGAGCCUCGACUCGUGGGCCCCGGGCCCUACCGAGCAACUCGGCUGUGGAAUGAGACUGUUGAGCUCUUUCGAAAUGGAAUGCCUUUACGGAAACAUCGUUUUCACUUCAAAAGCUACGAAGGUUGCUUCACAGCUUCUGAGGCUGUGGAGUGGUUGCACAAACUGCUGAGACGCAACCAAAACUUUAGCCCAGAAGUAACUCGUGCUCAAACAGUUCAGCUUCUCAAAAAGUUCCUGAAGAAUCACGUUAUUGAAGAUAUCAAAGGACGAUGGGGCAAAGAUGAUUUUGAAGAUAAUGGUAAAUUAUAUAGCUUGCAAAAAACUUUAGGCUUGGAUUCUCUGAAUGAUAUUUUGGACACUAAACUUGUAAAUCCAAAGGACAUCAUUCAGAAUGUGUACAAUGUCAACAAACAAGGAACUGUCAUUUUAGAAGAUAAAUCAAAAGAAGUUCCACAUUGGGUUCUAUCGGCAAUGAAAUGCUUAGUGAACUGGCCCAGAUAUCCAGAUCUGAAACAUCCCACCUACUCAGGUUUUGAAAGAGAUGUCUUUAGAACCAUAGCAGAUUAUUAUGCACACAUGAAGGAGCCUCUUCUCACUUUCCAGUUCUUUGAUGUUUUUGUCAGUGUGCUGGGAAUCUUGCAGGAAAAGAAGCUAGCUACUGAAGCAUUGCAGAUUUCUUGUCUUCUUCUGCCACCAGCAAAUCGGCGAAAGCUACAGUUGUUGAUGAUGCUGAUGGCUAAGAUACAGUCAAAUAAAGAUCUUCCACCUCUUUCAGAUACACUUGGAACAAGAGCAAUGAUGGUUCAAACUUUUUCUCACUGCAUUCUUUGCUCCAAGGAUGAAGUAGACUUGGAUGAACUCUUAGCAGCUAAAUUGGUAUCAUUCAUGAUGGACAAUUAUCAUGAGAUCUUAAAUGUUCCUUCAGCCUUAAAAACUGCAGUUGAGGAACAUAUAGCUCAUCUCCAAAGAGUCCAGUUUCAGAAAUCUUAUCCUGAUGUAUAUAAAGAACGUUUUCCUACUCCUGAAAGUGAAGCAGUUCUUUUUCCAGAAAAAAAUAAACAGAAACCACUGUUGAUGUGGGCAUUUAAAAGGCCUUUCCAGCCGUUUCAAAGAACAAGAAGCUUACGCAUGUAAGACUGUGAAUGAGCCAAAUGUCUAUAAUGGUCUGUGGAGCAUUUGGAUUUCCACGUAGGUUCUGAAACUUGUUUAACAAAGAAGAAAAUCAAGGCAGAACACUGCUAAGCUGAGCCAUUAUCACUAUUUGGGGGAGGGUGGGGGGAAUCCCUUGGUGCUUUUUCAUUUUAUUUGUUUAAGUUGAGGUUGGGAAAUAACGGGUUCAGAUGAUCGUAUCAUAGCACGUGAGAGACUUAACACCUGUAGCCUCAUUCUGCAAGCUGCAGUUAAACCAAGAAGUCUCUGAAAAUCUUUGAGUUAUUACUGAGUUAUUAAAAUACAAUCAAAAACACUGGAGCUAUCCUAGUAUUAUCCUAGUGGUUGGGCAACUGUGAUAGGUGAAAUAUGUUGCUAUGGCUUGCUGAGUAAACUAUAUUUAAAACAAACAUUAGUUUAGAAGAAUUUGUCAACCCAGUAGCCAUCCCUAGAGAGAAGAUAAGUAAUAAAUUUCUAUUCCUUCUGUUGAAGUCUGGGAAUACCUGGAGAUCCUUACCAGUUGUGGAGAGGCACAGAACCUGGGCUGAAUACACAGAAUGAUCUCUGCUCAAUAAAUUUCUUUACAGGAAGUCCUUGACAUACGACAGCAAUUAAACCCAAAAUGUCAGUUGCUAAGCAAGACAG
Molecule: messenger RNA, 1797 nt
Organism: Thamnophis sirtalis
Lineage: Eukaryota; Metazoa; Chordata; Lepidosauria; Squamata; Natricidae
Source: RefSeq, a predicted model, not a curated record